Molecule: messenger RNA, 2871 nt
Organism: Mya arenaria
Lineage: Eukaryota; Metazoa; Mollusca; Bivalvia; Myida; Myidae
Product: decapping and exoribonuclease protein-like
Exons: 7
Coding region: 462-1046 (194 amino acids)
Biological process (GO): nuclear-transcribed mRNA catabolic process; NAD-cap decapping
Cellular component (GO): nucleus; cytosol
Molecular function (GO): mRNA 5'-diphosphatase activity
Source: RefSeq, a predicted model, not a curated record
GGUAACAAAAUGGCGAGGUUUAACACCGACAUUGGACGAUUUGACUACCCAAACUCAGGUUUUAAUCAGCCUGAAGAACUUGGGUGUUUCUCAUUAAAUAUAAAAAGAGAAUUUCAAGAUGAUACAAGCCAGAGGAAAUAUUUCAUUAAACCUUCAAAUUAUAAUAAUGUUAAAUAUGAUUUGACAAAAGGAUAUCAAGGUAUGGUGAAAAGAGAUGAAUAUAAGACCGAACAACUCGACCACCUUCUGAAAUGGAUAAAUACACAUGAGCUGGGGAAUAUGCAAACCUACUUCAUAUGCAACAGGGGUUUGUUGAAAAGGUUACUUCAUACUCUGUACGUGAAACAAGAAACCUGGAAGUUCGCCGUGACUCUUCACAAAGGAACUUACUAUUUCUGUGAAUACCACACCGACCAGAAACUGGCAUUUAUAAAACAAAUGACUGGAGGGGGGACGAAGAGAUGUGUGCGUGGGGCUUCAAGUUUGAGCAGUAUCUCACCGCAAGUUCUACAGAUUCCGUGCCAAAUCCAGACAUGCAAUAUAACAACUGUGAAGCUUUCUAUACUGUUGUGAAAUCCCAGGUCGGCAGCCACACACUAGUAUACUGUGGCGAGGUCGAUGCUGUACCUGUAAAUCCAGAUGGGUCUAAAGGGGAUCACUAUGUUGAGUUCAAAACCACCUCAUAUUCCUCAUUGCAGAGAGGCAGUUUCAAAAGGUUCAAGCUUCUUAAGUGGUGGACACAAAGUGUUCUUGCGGGUGUUCCCGAGAUUGUCUGUGGGAUCCGUGACGAUGCUGGAAUUGUUAGCAAGCUACAAACAUACAAAACGCAAGAUAUACCAAGAAUAGCCGGAGACAUCCCUGGUCCAUGGAAGCCCAAUGUUUGUUUCAACUUUCUGGACCAGCUCCUUACCUUCAUCAAAUCUAAUGUGACAGAAGAUAAUCCAAGGCUCGUUCACCUGCUGGAGUUUUCAGGCAGGGAUGCGACUUGUACCCGGCUUUCACUUGACUCCGAGUACGCUUUCCUGCACAGAUGGUAUACUCACUAGCCUUGAGUAUGUAGAUGUUUGCCUGUCAUCAAGAUCAAACCUGUUUGAUGCAACGUUACUGAUUUUGAUCAGGGCAGCUGAACAAUUGUUACUAUGAACACCAUGUUACAGACUUUAUAAAAUAGAUAUGGCUUAAAGACAAUUAAGCAGUAUUAUGGUUACACCUUUCUUGUGAUUCCGUUUCUAUGGCGCAAGUCCCAUAUUACACCGUUCCUGUAUCUUCAGCCAAAUCCCCACGUCUCUUUUUUGAUCAGAACUUAUUUAAACGGUUCUGUUUAUGUUUCAAAAGAGAGCAAAACGUUACAUCAAUAUUUGUUCACAGUGGUUUAAAGUUCAAAUAUUAACAAACUUUCAUUUCUGGAUAUCUGGUAACUCGUUUUUCAAUCCUCCUUUGUAUGCUCCCUUUCAUCAAAGAAGCUAUCAAAUCAUGGUCCAAAGUGUCCCAGACAUUCAUUACCUCCUACUUCAUGACAUCAAUGCUCGUUAAGACUUUCUGGUUAUUAUUAUUAUUAUUCCUUCAUCCCCAGAUGUUCCCUGUUGUUAUUUGCUACGUUAUUUGUUACGUUAAUAUGCGUUUCAAUAAAAUUCUAUGUCAAUUUAGUCGUAAAUUGAUUUAUCUUAGUGUCAUAGUUUCAUAAUAUAUAAUACAUAAAGAUCUUCCGUCAGAGAAUAACACAUUGUCCCAGUCGCGACUGACAAUAACGUCACCAUUGUUUUGACUUGGUAGAAAACCAAUUUUAAGCAAAGUUUCAACAAAAAAAUAUAUCUGCUUAUAUUGGAGAGUAGAAACGUACGAUCGACAAAAUUUUUCGGUUUCCUAAUUUUACCACAUACAUCUAAUGCAUUAACAUAUGGACAUUAACAUUCAUUGAAAAUUAAAAAUAACGGACCGCUCCUUGACGACUUUCAAAAGUGGUGUUUACAAUGGUCACGUGAUUGAUACCGAUGUCACAAUAUCUGUGCUUAAUACGCCACUCCAUUCUCCUGGAACUUCUUACGAUCGGCAUCUGUCAACAUCUUCUUAGACUUAUUAGACCUAUCCAUUUUUUCUAUCAUGACAAAAACAUGACAGUAGUUUAGGAAGUUAAACCUGCUCGUUUUUAUUCCAUCACUUUUAAUGCAUGCAAACAUCGUUGCAAUCAUUUUGACACAUAGCGCUCAAUAUCUUCAAUUCAAGUUUUAACUAAGGGAGAUCACUCUAAAUGAAAAUUGAAGAGCUUGCUGCUCUUGCAUUGAUUGAUAAUUAAUUUGCCUUGCUAAAUGUGUCCCAUUAAUAAAGUUGGUUCAUUUUGGGUCGAACUAUAUACUUCCCUUUAUCUCCACCAGUGCAUUUUGGCCAACAAUUAUAUAACGGACAUUAUGAAAGCUAUCAUCAGCGACGUAAGAUUUAAACUCUACAUUCUAUUACAAACAUAUGGAACAUGUUUUUUCCGUGAAGCGGUAUACAUUCUAGGAGCUAUAAUUACUCGAACUAGUUCCGUUAUGUAAAACACGCCCACUUGUGUUAUUUGUGUUUAGAUUUGUAACAGAGUAUUUUAUUUGUUCAUAUUACUAUGCAUGAGUUUGAUUUGAUGCGUUUUAUUUAUGCAGGUAGAUUUUAUUUGUAUAAAAUUGUUCAACACUUGAAUAUAAAUACUUGAUUGUAAUAUAUUAUUCAAACAACUUUGUCCAAUUAAAAGUUACUAUCAAUUUGGCUUUGUUUUAUUAUAUUGCUUUGAAUUAAUGACAUCAAUAUUUUUGUAUAAUACUGAAAUCUGGACACAUUGGAGUGGCCUUACAAAUCCCGUUUAUAUAUUUUUGAAUAAUGCAUAUAAAUGUUAUGUUG